AUGCCAGCCGAACUGCUCUUCUUCGGCGCCGGCGCAAUUGGAGCUUUCUACGCCUCACGAGUCGCUCUCAACCCAGACACAAAUGUGUCCGUGAUAUGUCGGUCCAACUACGCGGCCGUGUCAAGCAACGGGUUCCAAAUCACGUCGCCUCAGUACGGCGACUACCGGUGGCGACCGACGCGAACGUUCAACUCGGUCCAAGCGGCGCGCGACAGCAAAGUGAAAUGGGACUUCGUCGUCGUCUGCACGAAAGCCCUGCCGGACAGGUCGGACGACUCGAAGCUCAUUUCGCCGGUAGUCGGCGCCGACACGGCGAUCGUGCUGAUCCAGAACGGGCUCGGCGUUGAACAGCCGUACACCGAGAGGUUUCCCGCGUCGCCCAUCAUCAGCGCCGUCACCAUCGCCUCCUGCGCGCAGGUGUCCGACGGACACGUCAAGCACAACCGCUGGACUCGCAUCAACAUCGGCCCGUACUUUUCCGGGGGCGCGUCGCCGACGUCCGCCGGCGUCAAGGACAGAGCCACGGCGCUCACGCAGACGCUGGUCGACCUGCUGCUGAGGGGCGGCGGCGUCAAGGACGCCAUCGCCGACACCCACGAGAAGCUCCAGCUGGUGCGGUGGCACAAGAUCGCCAUCAACGCGUCCAUGAACCCUUCCGCCGUCCUGUCGGGAGGCAGCACCAACGAGGAAAUGGCGAACGACCCGGAGCUGUCCGCGCACCUCAAGGGCGUCAUGGACGAAGUGCUCACGACCGCGCCGAAGGUCGUCGGCGAGCCUUUCCCCGCGUCGUUUGCCACUUCCGAAGCCAUCCUCCGCUCCACCCGACGCAACAAGAGCGGCAGCAAACCCAGCAUGCUGAUCGACUGGGAGAGCGGUAAGCCCAUGGAACUGGAGGUCAUCCUGGGCAACCCCAUCAGGUUAGCCAGGGAGAAAGGCUACGAAAUGCCCAGGAUGCAGACGUUGUACGCUCUUCUGAAGAGCUGUGAGAGGAAUCGAGAACUGCAGAAACAACAGCAGAAGGGGAGCAAGGACAGUAAAUUAUAA
Molecule: messenger RNA, 1044 nt
Organism: Exophiala spinifera
Lineage: Eukaryota; Fungi; Ascomycota; Eurotiomycetes; Chaetothyriales; Herpotrichiellaceae
Exons: 1
Coding region: 1-1044 (347 amino acids)
Biological process (GO): pantothenate biosynthetic process
Cellular component (GO): cytoplasm
Molecular function (GO): 2-dehydropantoate 2-reductase activity
Source: RefSeq, a predicted model, not a curated record